This is a messenger RNA of Chaetomium globosum CBS 148.51, 717 nucleotides long. RefSeq lists its product as uncharacterized. The coding region runs from base 1 to 717 and encodes 238 amino acids. The transcript has 2 exons. The record is from RefSeq and is a predicted model, not a curated record. NCBI's taxonomy places the organism in Eukaryota, Fungi, Ascomycota, Sordariomycetes, Sordariales, Chaetomiaceae. Gene Ontology annotation, cellular component: membrane; endoplasmic reticulum. Gene Ontology annotation, biological process: sterol biosynthetic process. Gene Ontology annotation, molecular function: C-8 sterol isomerase activity; cholestenol delta-isomerase activity; steroid Delta-isomerase activity.
AUGUCAGUUGCUGAUAGCUACCCUGAAGCUAGCAUGGCUACUCACCCCUUCUUCCCUCCUGAUCUGGAGCUGCCCGGUUACGUGGCGAACCCAACUUCAGUACCGAUUCUCCUCGCCUUGUUCGCGGCCGGCGUGGGUUUCGUCUUUUCGGCUACCGUCAUCUUGGCGCGUGCAGUUCAGGCCAGCAUAUCCAAGGGCAAGCUGUAUACAGCUAUGUGGUUUAUGCUAUGUGGUUGCAUCCACCUUUUCUUUGAAGGCUACUUCGCCUAUCACAACGCCGAGAUGCCCGCACGGAUCGACGUCUUUGGGCAGCUGUGGAAGGAGUACUCCAAGUCGGACCACCGCUACCUGACACGCGACGCCUUUACCGUCUGUAUGGAGACGGUGACGGCGGUCGCCUGGGGCCCGCUUUCGUUUCUCAUCGGCUGGCUCACCAUCAAGGACCACCCCCUCCGUUACCCGCUGCAACUCAUUGUCAGCCUCGGCCAGUUCUACGGCGACGUUCUCUACAUGGGGAUCUUCUUCUUCGACGAGGCCGUCCACGGGGCUGUCUUCUGCCGGCCCGAGCGGUUUUACUUCUGGGUCUACUACGUCAUGAUGAACGGGUUCUGGUUCGUCAUCCCGGGAUGGUUGAUUUUUGAGGCCGUUGUUGAGUGCACCAAAGCGCUGCGACUGGCGCAGGAGGUUGGAAAGCGGGCAUCGCCAAAGUCGCAAUGA